CCAAGGCUGAGCCAAUCGCAGCGGCCCUCCGUCGCCGUGGCAACCGCCGGUAAACAAGAUGGCGGAGGAGGAUGCCAGCCUGCCUCUUAGGACAGAGAAUCCAGAGCAAGGCAGCCUCCCAUCGCGUUCAAAGGAGACAACACUGGAAAAGAACAUGCAGGACACAGCUCACGCUGACACGGAGCUCCAGUCCUCCCUGAUGCAAAAAAUCACUCUGUUGGAACAAAAAAUAGUGGAGCAGGCACAAGAAAUCCAACUGAAGGACAGGAGGAUUGCUGAGCUUGAAGAGAAGAUGAAGACCCUUCAGAAAGAAGCAGAUCCUCCUGACUCAUUCACAACAGAGGAACUGGAAAUGAGGUGCCUUCAGCUGCAGCUCCAGGUCUGGCAGAUGGAGCAGUUUCUGAGUGACUAUGGUCUGAUUUGGGUUGGAGAGAGACCUGAAGAACUGGAAGAUGUAGAAUUGCCCAAGGAUGAAGAACAGCUGCCAGGAAGGAGCUUCUGGAAGCCAGGUGAAGCAGUUGUUCCCCAGCACCACAUUGAUUUUGAUGUACUCUUGGAGAAGGUGAAGGAUCUGAACUUGCUGGCUGGAGAGGGCAUCUCUCACAUUGAGCACAAGCCUGGGGGAGCUCGGCUCAGGCAGCCAGAACCCCUCCCUCUCACACUGUAUCAGAAUGGGAUUGUCAUGUCCAACGGACCCUUUCGGCCCUAUGAGGACCCAUCCACACAGCAAUGCCUACAGGAUAUUAUGGAUGGCUAUUUCCCUUCGGAGCUGCAAAAGCGUUACCCUGAUGGCAUCCCAUUGCAGGUCACUGACAGAAGAGACGUGGUAUUUCAGGAGAGACACCCUCCAGGGAGCUUUCCUGGUCAUGGCCAAGUGGUUGGCCAUUCAAAAUCAAGUGAGGUGCAGGAAACCACCCAGAUCCCAGGUCCCAAAAUCGCCUUGGAGCAGCUUCUCAAUGAGCUUUCCAAGCCCUUGAAACACACAGAAGAGGCAACUGGUGCCCACAGCUCAGCCAGAGCAGCACAGCAGGCCUCUGGAGGGGUGCGCAGCAGCAAGGAGAUCCUGGUGGAGACACCCAGGCUGCCUGCCCUGGAGAGGGUGAAGGUGGCUGAAGAGGCUGAAGCCCCUGCCCCUGGUGUCUGCACUCUCCGCAUCAAAUCAGAGAGCGGGGAGCAGACGUACAUCGUAAAGAUGCUGUUCACAGAGACCAUUGGGGACCUGCGCCAGCACCUCGCCCGUGCCAGGGGUGGAGACUUCGACUCAUAUGAGAUCAUCAGCACCUUUCCCCAGAGGGUGUACACGGACAACUCACAGAGCCUGCAGGAAUGUGGCCUGACCCCCAACGCCUGCUUGCUGCUGCAGAGACCCCUGCCAGCCAGAGGGCUGCAAAAAGCUUAACAACUCCUAGCAAGAGCUGCUCACCCAAAUUCUGCAAGAGGAAGGAGCUGCCUUGCACCUUUAGCUGUGUUAUAACCUCCCCUGGCUGGGAAAAGAGGAGAGGGGUGACUUUUCAGACUUAAGUUUCAUUGUGCUGUUACCUGGGACAGAGAGCAGUGCUCAGAGGCAGCAGGUUGAUGCUCUUCCCCAAGACCACUGGGCUCCUAAUGCAGGGGGCAUUUCUGUCAGCUCACACCCAAGCCCGGUUUCCUCAUCUCUGCUGAAGGUGACACAGGUUGAUGCCAGCCCAGGGAAGGCCACCAGCUUUACACUGGUCCUGCACAGUGGCUUAGCUCAGGGAUUCUCUACUGCAGCAGGACAGACAAACAGCCAGGGUCAAUUUGCUUUCCACACACAGCUGCUCCCCAGCGAUUUCACCUGCCCUUACACAUGAGAUAAACAGGCUCAGUUGUAUGGUCCCUGGUGAAGCUGAACCAAAAGGCUUUGAGCCGUUGCAAGGCUGGGUCUGAGCCAGGCUCUGCUCAGCCAGGAGAUCCUGCUGCUGGGUUUCCUGUGCGUGAACAACUCCUUCCCUUGGACAGCCCCCAGCUCCGGCGGGGCCCCGGCUCACAGCCACACCGAGCUGCCAGCCUGGCUCCCUCCCUCCCUGCUGCAGCCACGGGCUGGAUGCUGCAACAGGACACCGUGUCAUUGGAGAAGAGCAUAAUCCCACUGCUGCUUCCCUGCUGAAGCAUGAAUAAAGCAUCUUCCUCC
Neopsephotus bourkii (Bourke's parrot) is the source of this 2152-nucleotide messenger RNA. It is a transcript of the gene UBXN11, whose product is annotated as UBX domain protein 11. Gene Ontology annotation, molecular function: ubiquitin binding. The transcript has 13 exons. The record is from RefSeq and is a predicted model, not a curated record. The coding region runs from base 59 to 1399 and encodes 446 amino acids. Gene Ontology annotation, biological process: proteasome-mediated ubiquitin-dependent protein catabolic process. Lineage: Eukaryota; Metazoa; Chordata; Aves; Psittaciformes; Psittacidae.